GUCAAAAACUCCUAAAGGAAAAAAAUAUCUUUCCAGCUCAUAACUAUAAUACCAUUGCACUGUUUUAUUUAUUAACAAAAGUACUUCUUAUCAUUUGAAAUAGUUUAAUCCGAAUUUAUGUUAGUAGUGACUGUAAGUUUGUAUUCGUAUGUAGAUAAAAAGAUUGGUUCAAGUGUUUUGAUUAAAUUUAUAAAUAUUUGUUAAACCUGUAAAAUUGAUUGCGAAGUGUUUGUUUUAUCGUAAUAAUAGGUGUUAUUCAAAUAAUGUGUGUUGGCAGGCAGCGGACCUCGCUUUGUGAUAAAAGACAACAUUAAUGUAGGAUCUGUUUUAUAAUAACAUCAUCUGCUUAACCCCCCUGUAGCGAGGCGGGGCGGCGGGGCGGCAUGGUGCGCGGGGGGCGGGCGCGCGCGCUGCUGCGGGCGGGCGCGCUGCUGGCUGCGGGUGCGGCGCUGCUGGCGCUGGGCUGGCGGCUGGGCGGCGCGGGGCGCGCGGACGAGGGCGCGGCGGCGGGGCGCGCGCGCGGGCAGGCGGUGCCGGGCCGGCAGCUGCCGCUGGUGUUCAUCGGCGGCGUGCCGCGCUCGGGCACCACGCUCAUGCGCGCCAUGCUGGACGCGCACCCGGACGUGCGCUGCGGGCAGGAGACGCGCGUGGUGCCGCGCGUGCUGCAGAUGCAGCAGCACUGGGCGCGCUCGGCGCGGGAGCGCACGCGGCUGGAGCAGGCGGGCGUGGACAAGGAGGUGCUGGACAACGCCGUGGCCGCCUUCUGUCUGGAGGUGAUCGUGCGCCACGGCGAGGCGGCGCCGCGGCUCUGCAACAAGGACCCGCUGGUGCUCAAGAUGGGCUCGUACGUGCUGGAGCUGUUCCCCAACGCCAAGUUCAUCUUCAUGGUGCGCGACGGCCGCGCCACUGUGCACUCCAUCAUCUCGCGCAAGGUGACGAUCACCGGCUUCGACCUGACGUCGUACCGGCAGUGCCUGAGCAAGUGGAACGCGGCGGCGGCGGUGAUGCAUCGCGAGUGCCAGGCGCUGGGCGCGCGCUGCCUGGCCGUGCAGUACGAGCGGCUGGUGCUGCGGCCGCGGGAGACGCUGGCGCGCGUGCUGCAGUUCCUGGAGCUGCCGUGGAGCGAGCGCGUGCUGCACCACGAGCGCUACAUCGGCCGCCCGCACGGCGUCGCGCUCAGCAACGUGGAGCGCUCCAGCGACCAGGUGGUGCGCGCCGUGAACCGCGAGGCGCUGGACAAGUGGGUGGCGCACGUGCCGGCGGACGUGCGCGCCGACAUGGCGGAGCUGGCGCCCAUGCUGAGCCGGCUGGGCUACGACCCCUGGGCCAACCCGCCGCGCUACGCCGAGCCGGAGGACCCCGCCGCCGCCGCCGCGCCCGCGCCGCCCAACCACCCACUCGAUACUUAAAUACCUACUAAAUAAUUAUAAAAUAAAUUAUAUUACGUUACGUUGGA
Plutella xylostella (diamondback moth) is the source of this 1456-nucleotide messenger RNA. Lineage: Eukaryota; Metazoa; Arthropoda; Insecta; Lepidoptera; Plutellidae. The record is from RefSeq and is a predicted model, not a curated record.